Messenger RNA from Mytilinidion resinicola, 1820 nucleotides. RefSeq lists its product as uncharacterized. The coding region runs from base 179 to 1552 and encodes 457 amino acids. The transcript is spliced from 3 exons. NCBI's taxonomy places the organism in Eukaryota, Fungi, Ascomycota, Dothideomycetes, Mytilinidiales, Mytilinidiaceae. The record is from RefSeq and is a predicted model, not a curated record.
CGUGUAACCCCUCUUUCAAGAGUCUCAUAUAAACGUUCGAUCAUUGUUCUCGCUACUGGCUGAGAACGAUCAGGAGGAGAAGAAAGGAACGUUUCACGCCCUGACGCUAGCAUUCAAGCGAGAGUGGGGCAUCUCAACACCACUGCCAGGCUUGCACCAGCCUUUACCCUCGUGCCCAAUGCUUCACUCCCUCACAACAAGCUACAAACUUGCUCUAGGUUCUUCUCUGCUCAUUUUUCUCCCUAUCCUCAUUUCUCGUGCGCUCGUCUCUCCAAGCUCCGAGAUGUCUCCGCCGCCCUCCCCUUCUUCCGUAGCUUCUUCUCUCCUCGUCUCAAGAGGACUGCACCUCCAAUCGCUCAAAGUCAUUCAAUCUCUAUGGGCUGGAUACGGAGAAAUCUGCCAUAUGACCGCCUCGCCAAAUUCAUCCCCAAACUCCUCCGCCAAAACCUCGCGAUCGGCAUCCACCACGAAUUCCAACGGUUCCACACCUCAGGAAAUCCAAUCCUUCAUCCUAAAACUAAUCACCCCUCCACCGACCAAAUCCAAUGACGAGGGCCACCUGCGGAAGAUUCUCAGCUACCAAGUCGAGCAGUACUUCUAUUCCGAGCUAGCCCCGCUUCUCCCUCCCUCUGUCCCCGUAGCUAGCUGCGUUGCAAGCAUAAACCAGCACCAUGCCGACGGCACCUCUACGACAGCCAUGCUUCUCAGCGAUCUCCGCCAACGGUAUCCAGUCGCAGGCGACAAGCGAGCGCAGCUAGCAGCCACCCAAGUCCACGCCGCGCUUGACUGGCUAUCCGGCUUCCACGGCUUCUGGUGGCCGCGGGCGAAAGCCAUGGAUCGGCGAUCAUUCGUCCGUCCACCGCUCGAAGAGAUCAAGUUAACCGCGGAAGAUGGGAGGGAGAAGAGCGUGUGGCUGAACGGAGGCUACACCUACCUUGCGACGCGGCGGAAGGAGUACGACGACCUCGCCUCCGACUACGAGUCGGAAUGGACCGGGGCAUUGACAAAGCCGCUCGAGGACGCCAUAUCGCUGUCCGAAGUUGUCGCUGAUCUCCUAGGCCCGAGGGAGCAGGGCUGGGGCCGGACAGAAGCGUAUCAGACGUUGAUACAUGGAGAUGUGAAGAGCGAGAAUCUGUUUACCAGCACCUCUGGCGAAGAAGUCGCGUUCUACGAUUUCCAGUAUGUUGGUCUCGGGCUUGGCGUCUGCGAUUUGGCGAAGCUGUUCACUUGCUCUGUUCCGCUGCACCUCCUGGUGUCAUAUCUGGACGCACCGCUGGGACGGGAACUGGCUAUGCAGCCCGGAGAGAAGGCACUACUGGAACGAUAUCUGGCUCGGUUGAAAGCCGUGAGCCAGAAAGAGUAUGAUUGGAGCGUUUUUGUAAGGCAUUGGGAGACCGCGCUUGUGGAUUGGUUGCGCUUCCAGGCGAGCUGGGGGUUCUGGGGGAAUACGGAGUGGUUGGAAGCGAGGGUGCGAUGGAUUUUGACGGACGGGAGAUGGGGAGAGGAGGUUGUUGGGGAUUGGAAACAUGGUCAACGUACCGAGGCAGUCUAGAGCCGCUUUUGACGGCACUAUCGCUAUGCGAGCCUCACCGCUUUCGCCAGAAUUAGCUGUGUUCAUUCCAAGGAUACCGUGUAGAGCCUUCUUAUUGGUGCUACCUAUGUUGUCGGCGUGCCAUGUAGCCAAUGACGCCCAUGGUUCACAUAACACUUAGGAGAUAAACAGGCAGGUCGUACUACGAGAACAAGGGAACAAUAUACUAAGUUUAGUAUAGGAUCCUUAAGUUAGGGGGAAUUUACAGUCCUUCUAUAUGUUACUAUGA